AUGGUAUUGAGGAAUGGGCUAUAUCCCUUUUUACUUCUUCCCAAAACUACUGGAUAUUCGAGAUUGAUGAGAACUUCUCAAUCACUAUUGAAAGGUGAACAUUUCUCUUUGAGAGAAGCGAGUAGUUCAGCAAAUAACUAUCGUAAUAGCUAUCUUCAAGCUGGAAUAUCAUUAAAUAGAACUGGUUUAUUAUCUAACAACCGCUCAUUCAGACAUAUUUCACUAAAUUCUGUGAUUUUCAACAGCCGAAAUUGGUUAUUAAAUAAUCAAAGCAAUGACUAUACUAUUCAUCACAAUAGCAAUAAAAUAAUGCUCAAUCAUCAAAUCACUCGAUUGUUUAGUUCAUCAAGAAAUUUUAAAGUGAAUUACGAAUUCGAAUAUUACAAGGACUUCAUGUACUAUAAACUAUUCAAUAAAAUCUUGAAAGCCAUGUUUAAUACAAAAUUAAAGAUAAAAGCAAACAAUUCAGAAGAGUUUUUUCAUGAGAUUGAAAAACUCAAUUCUGGUAUAAAAAAGAGAAUUAUCACUGCGAUUGAAAAUGACGAGAAAAAUUUAAAAAAAAGAUUAAACUAUUUUAUAACUGAAUUGAAAAAUAACCCUUCAAAGAAUUAUAAAAAUUAUAAUUAUAUCCCAUUUAAUAAAGAGUUGGAUCUAAUUGGCUCCGAUAUUUAUCAACUUGGUAAGGGCUACAAUAUACUAAAUUUUUUUCAAGAAAACGAAGCUAAAGCGAGUAGAAUAAGCUCGAUUAUUGAACGAUUAAAUUUAUUGACACUAAAUAAAUUGAGAUUCCUACUUCACAAUGAAAAUAUCAACUCUGAUAGGAGACUAUUAGCCUCAUUGGAUGAGAAUGAUACGCUUUAUCAAAUGAACUUCACUCUCAAAGAUAAAACCAAUAGCACUCUCAAUUGGGCAUUUAUUAGUAUUUAUAUCAAGGUUUCCUUUGAAGAUUUGAGUGAACAAAUCAGAGAUAUCAGUUAUAUCAACUGUUUUCUUAACUCACCAGAUCAAAUGAACAAGUCAAGAUCUGUCAAUUCCACUGCCUUCUUCACCUCUCGGUCAGCUACAAGAGCAUCUACUUCACGUCUUCCCUUACCUUACAAUCCCAAUGCUUCUAAGAUCCUUUGUUCCAUCUACGAAUCAAAAACCAUUUCUCCCAUUGUUGGUGUUUGCUUUCUUAACUUUGCCACCAGCGAAUUGAUUUUGUCGAAUAUUCAAGACUCUCAGACGUACGUUAGAACAAUUCACAAGCUAAACAUAUAUCAACCUACAGAGAUUUUGGUUCCAAUUAACUAUUUGUCAAGCAUUGAAUCAGCCGCCAAUACAACCAAUACAACCAAUACCACCCUUUCCAACACUUCCACUGUUACUACUAAUAUUUUAACUAAUGUUGAAAAAAAUGACCAAAACCAAUCCAAAAUCAUAAAAAUCAUUCAAUCUAUUAUAAACACUGGCAAUUGCAAAAUAACUGGUAUCAACUCUAAACUAUUUAAUCCAUCAACUGGCCUUGAACAAAUAAAGAAAUAUGCCUAUGAAAAAGAUUUCACAAAAUUAUUCAAUGAAUUAACUGACAAACCGAUAUUGCUAGCCUCAGUUAAUUCUAUAAUCCAGUAUAUGAAAAAUUCUUCCACUUGUCAAAUUUUAUUUGGCAAUUUAAGGAUAUCUUAUAAAGCAUGUGAAAGCACUCUAUUAAUCGACUCCAAGACUAUUAAAUCACUUGAAUUAGUCAACAAUUCAAUUGAUAAUAAGCAUGGUAUUUCUCUCUUAAAGUUUUUAAACUCAACCGUCACCAAAAUGGGUUAUAGGGUAUUGAGAAAUAACAUCUUACAACCAUUAACAAAUCCAGAAAGUAUCAAAUUAAGACUUGAGUCAGUUCGAGAGUUAUUAAUGGAUAAUGAUAUGUUAUCUGAGGUGAGAUCCAUUUUAAAGAACUCACAGGAUUUAGACCGUUUAUUUUCUUGCUUGAUUAUUUCUUCAAAGAAACAAAUACAAUCAAGGUCCAUAUCAGACCAAAAUAUUAAUAAUAUUAUUUUACUAAAACAUGCACUAAAUAUCUCCUUAAAUAUUAGUCAUUCCUUGAAAGAUGUUCACUCGAUUUUGUUACUUGAGAUUAAAGAAAUAUGUUCUCAUCCUGAUUUAAUAUCUGUAAAAAAUUUAAUCAAUGACUCUAUUAAUGAAGAUUGUUCUUGGAGUAAUACUCCCUUAGACUUGAAAAACCAAAAAUGCUAUGCUGUCAAAGGUGGUAAAAACGGCCUACUAGAUGUUCAAAGACAAAUAUAUAAGAAUAUAAUUGAUGACAUUAUUCUUUUAAUAGAAGGUAUAGCUGAGGAACAUCAAUUAAUCUUGGACCAUAAAUUUGAUUCAACAAGAGGAUUUUAUAUAACAAUCAAAAAAUCACAAAUUAUCGAUACAAACAAGUUACCAGAUAUAUUUAUUAAUAGAAUUUAUAAAAAAAAUUUUAUUGAAUGUACAACAUUGGAUAUCAUAAAGUGUAACUCACGACUAAACGAUACUUUAAGUGAAAUUAUUCUUAUGAGUGAUCACAUCAUUAAUGAAUUAACUGAAAAGUGCAAAUCUUAUAUAUCAACAAUGUUUAUGGUAUCUGAAGCUUUAGCUAUUUUGGAUUUAUUAUGCUGCUUUGCGUACAAUGCUAAAACGGCGACGAAUUGCUAUACAUGCCCUGAAAUCUUUGAUAAACUAGUUUUAAAAUCAAGUAGGCAUCCAAUAUUAGAAACAACAUUAAAUCACGACUAUAUUUCAAACGAUACAUACUCAACAAGGGAUACAUCUCGAGUACAUAUUUUAACUGGUGCAAAUAUGAGUGGUAAAUCGGUUUAUUUAAGACAAAUGGCAUUGCUAGUUGUGAUGGCUCAAAUUGGUUCAUUUAUUCCUGCUGAUUAUGCAAUGUUUCCGAUUUUCCACAAAUUAAAUGCUAGAAUUUGCACUGAUACUUUAACUGAUAUCAACACGUCUUCCUUCACACAAGAGAUGAAUGAAAUCGCUUAUAUCAUUGAAGAGGCAAAUUAUAAAAGCUUAGUUAUAAUUGAUGAGUUAGGCAGAGGCUCAAGUAUUGUCGAUGGAUUAUCGAUAUCAGUUGCCAUCACUGAAUAUUUAGUUGAUAUUGGACCCACAGUCUUUUUAUCAACACAUUUUCAUGACCUUCCUGUGAUAUUGAGAAAUAAGCCAGGUGUAGUCCAAUUGCAUAUGAGUGUUGAUAUCAAAGGGUCUGAAUUCGAUAUGCAUUACAAAGUGGUAACUGGUGAAUCAAAAUUGAAAAAUUAUGGAAUGAAGUUUGUGCAAAAUCUUGGGUUAUUUCCUCUGAGUGUUAUCAGGCACUCAUUUGAAAUCUCCAAAAGACUUGAAUCUACAAAAUUCUUAAGCCAUAACAAUAGACUUGAUCUUACUGCUAAAAACAGGAAAGUCAUGUUAGAUCUAUGUCAAAGCUUGCGACAUUUGAAUCAUGAAUAUGAUCAUGAAUAUGAUCAUCAAUCAAAUCCCCAAGGGUUUUAUAAUUCUCUUAAACAAGUUCAGCAAACUUUCAUCAAACAAAUUUCUUGCACAGAGAGAAGUCUUGAGGUGUCAGUGAACAAAGAUGAAGAACUCGAUAAAGCGACAGGAGAGAGAACUCUAAUAGUCAUGAGCACUAGAAGAAAACUCUGCCCCUCAUUCGACGACUGUCAAGUUGACAGCACUUACGUCAAGAACACAAGCAGUGAUAACAAAGGGGCAGAUGAUAUUCCAUCAAACGCUUUCGGCAUCAAUGAUUUAAAUCAAAGAAUUGAGUUAAUUGGUUCGAACGUUUUAUCCGGUUCUUUACUAUACAAAGGUCUUAAAAUUAUCUUUCAAUCUUCAGCAAAAGAUGAUUUAUUUGUGGAUGAUGGAGAUGUUUUAAAACCAUUCAACUCAAAAUUUACUGAUAAGAAAAUUAAUAAAUUCUUAUGA
This is a messenger RNA of Ascoidea rubescens DSM 1968, 3939 nucleotides long. It is a transcript of the gene MSH4, whose product is annotated as MutS family protein MSH4. The transcript is spliced from 5 exons. The record is from RefSeq and is a predicted model, not a curated record. Gene Ontology annotation, molecular function: ATP-dependent DNA damage sensor activity; mismatched DNA binding; ATP binding. The coding region runs from base 1 to 3939 and encodes 1312 amino acids. Gene Ontology annotation, biological process: mismatch repair; reciprocal meiotic recombination. Gene Ontology annotation, cellular component: nucleus. NCBI's taxonomy places the organism in Eukaryota, Fungi, Ascomycota, Saccharomycetes, Ascoideales, Ascoideaceae.